This is a messenger RNA of Letharia lupina, 2571 nucleotides long. RefSeq lists its product as uncharacterized. Lineage: Eukaryota; Fungi; Ascomycota; Lecanoromycetes; Lecanorales; Parmeliaceae. The record is from RefSeq and is a predicted model, not a curated record. Bases 1 to 2571 code for a protein of 856 amino acids. Gene Ontology annotation, molecular function: RNA polymerase II cis-regulatory region sequence-specific DNA binding; DNA-binding transcription factor activity, RNA polymerase II-specific. Gene Ontology annotation, biological process: regulation of transcription by RNA polymerase II. The transcript is spliced from 3 exons.
AUGGCUUCUGGCCUUGCACGACCACGAUCUAGCACAUCUGGCUCAACUGCGAGCAGCCGUCCCCAAUCAAUCUGUCCACGACCGCUCUCCCGCGCUUCAACGACAAGCAUUCCUAAAACCUGCGCACAACCUGCGCAGCAACAUCAGCAUCUGCCUGAAUCUUCUCAAGCACCUCAAGCUCAUUCAGCCCAUAGUACACUGUUACAAGAUUCUGCUGAAGACGCGGUCACACGUUCUGAGCAGCAAUUGACCAACCCAGACCUAAACCAGCAAUAUGCGAUCGAUCCGUCGCUGCAAGACCCUGCUGCUCGACCGCAGGCAAUGGGUGUAGAAGAUUCGUAUAAUGGAAACAGUGAUGCAAUGAGACAAUUGAUGAAUCACAAUCGUUCGUUGGAUAGUCAUGGGCAACAAUUUGUCAUGACAUUCACCAAUGAGCAGACCCAAAAUGAUGCAGGAGCUGGAGAAACGAGGAAAAAGAAAGGCUCGGCCUCGAGCAUUUCUAAUGACAACGAGCUCCGAAAGCUUUUCGCCGCAAACAAAGAUCGUGAUUUGAACGACGUUGCUGCUUCAGUACUUGCAAAUGAGAGAGGACCAAGAUCAGAGAAAACCAAACAGAUAUUUGCAAUGAAUUGGCUAAAUUCUAUAUGUAGAAGAGGCAACAGCUCAGUUACCCGUAAUCGAGUUUACUCUCAUUACGCAACGAGGUGCGGCAAUGAGAGAGUGUCUCCCCUAAACCCGGCCAGCUUUGGCAAGCUCGUCAAUUUCAUUUUCCCCGGCAUUCAAACUCGGCGACUCGGAAUACGUGGAAAAUCGAAGUACCAUUACGUUGAUCUCACCUUGAUAGAUGACCCCCCUGAAGGUCCCGGUGGUGAGCACUUCCAAAAUGAAGGAGAUAUUGUUGGAGCAACAGAUGGCUCGGUUACAAGAAGAUCCCAAUGCGGAGCUGACACUGCUAUCUUUCCUUCCCCUAACACCCAUUUCAUACCGGAUCCUUCACAUAACAGCAUGCGUAACCAAAAGGCCCCGGGCUGCCUGUAUCUCAAUCCUGCUUCGCCCAAAAUCUACCAUGGUCCCUCUGGUCGCAAUAUGGUCAGUCGAGAGCUCAAAUUCCCGACUCAACAAGAGCCUCCCUACGCACAUAACGAACCUAUUGAGCUGCCCAGUCUGCAACGCUACCUACCCACCGGAACUGACCCCGAUGCUGCAAACGCAUUAGUAGCUCUAUACCGCACUCACUGCAUAUCCGUCAUAGACACCUUUCGGUUUUGCAAGGAGAAAAUGUUCUGGCACCAUUUUUCUUCAUUUCAUGGGACGUUGACAGUCCCGGUCCAAAAGUUGCUCGCUCACCUAAACAUUGCUAGCUGGAUCAAAGAAUGCGACUGGCUUAUGUAUCAAAAAAUGAUACGGUUUGUAUCUCCUCUCGCUCUCCAAGUCAUGCCACCGAAAGUCACGGAAACCUUCCGAAACAUAUCCAGCAAACUGAGCACCCACAUCUCAACAACUUUCCAAAACCACCCGCAGCACGUCCGCGAUGCAAAACUUGGUCCUGCAACGAUUUUCGCCGGCCUGAUUGAUCGCCUUCUUCGUGUCAACGCUACAGCUCACGCAGCUGCAAACAUGCUUACAAAUGAUGCCAAUCGGGAUCAAAUGUGGCACGACUGGGUCUACUAUGUCAAGCCCGUAAGUGUUGUUGAGAGCAGCCUUCCGGGUCGGGGAUACACACGCACUCUGCAGAUCUUGACGAAUGAGGUCCGCGAGCUACUCGGACCUCUCAGGGACGCCUCUUAUCCGGGCAUGCAAUCAAUCUACGCCAACGCUGCGUCUAGCGCGGGCCUGAAAUAUUCGCAGCAAUCACACCAUGAGAUGGAUGACAGUUCGACAUCGGGUGUCCUAGACCGGUGGACCACAUUUCUGUACGACCUGUCGUCUCGCUUUCCUGGUAUCGAUGCUCGCCUCCUUCUUCAUUGUGUUGGCGAGGUUGGCUCGGCUGCAUUACGCGAUAUCACAAUGGCGCAGGCAUUGAGCUUCGGUUCGUGGUGGGUUACUAAAGUUUGGGUUGACGAGAUGCUCCAAUGGAUGGCCGAGAAAGGAGGCUUCUUGGAGCAUUCGCCAAGUAGCAUGGAGAUGAGACCGCAAAAGAGGUCUGCGUACGAGGCAGGCUUCGGCGUGGAUGAUAAUGAGACUGAAACUCGCGGAGGCUCGAGACCAAGGACUGGAGUCAGCGACAGCGUUGAUGUGCCUAGUCGCUAUGGAAGUGUUGACACGAGGAAUAACUUUCCCCGUGAACAUGGUCAGCUCGAUCCACAUCUGCAGCAUUUCAGAUAUAAUCAUCCUGCUUCCCCUGCCACAAUGGACGGAUCUGCGCAAGAACACUUCGACGAACCAUUACCCCAGCAUAUCACCAAAGAAACAGAUUUCGAGCUCGUGCAGAGUCACGAUGACAGUGGCAUCGGUAUGGACGUGGUGGAGCUCCCACAGCACAAUAAUUCUAGAGGUAUGCCAGAUUAUGGAGGUUUCAUAGCCUCUGGGGUGAAUGGAGCGUCUGAUCCUGCGGAUGUGGUUGUCUGCUGA